Messenger RNA from Pocillopora meandrina, 2687 nucleotides. Lineage: Eukaryota; Metazoa; Cnidaria; Anthozoa; Scleractinia; Pocilloporidae. The record is from the annotation of a GenBank genome assembly.
AUGCUAAGAAAGUGGAAGGAGUCGCGUGGAUCUGGGGCGAGUUAUCAAAGCUUAGCUGAGGGGCUAGAUAACGAGGUUUUUAAAAGGCAUGACUUGGUAGAGAGAUACUGUAACGACAAAGGUAAUUAACUCAAACUAAAAUAACGACCAUGCUUUUUUAAAUUCUUCCUCAGCCAUUCUUGAUCGCUGAUGCGAAACCAAAGUGAACAUAAGAGGCGAAUCAAGCUCAAUCAUCAGCCGCUAAUCAUGAAAAUGAGCCCGCGCUCUGCGGAUCUUAGGAAACAGCAGAAAUCGAGCCUCCCGUCUUCCGAGUUCGGCUCGGCGUUGUUUCCUUCCCUAUGAGAGACGAUUUUCUUCGGGAAAAGGGGUGCGAGGUUAAAUCCCAAGCAGGGUCUGCCCGCCUUGUUUUUAAGUAGGUCAGUCUGCGUCCAAACAGACAGCGGUUGCAGGUCCGUCUAUCGGGUAUGUGUAAUUUGCUAAAUUGUGGCCAAUCACGUGCCAAACUCUCGUCCCAAAUAAAUGAAACCAUAAAAAACUCCCGGUGCCACUCCUCGAAAGCUAAUACUUAGCUAGGGACGCGAUUUCAGUCGAGAGAAAAAAGGCUAAUGCCGAGAUCCCAUAUACAGUUCUGGUCCUUUUAUAGUCCCAUCACAGGCAGACCACACUACAUGUUCAUGGUUAAUAAUUAUUGACAUGAGACGAACAAAAUCUUUGAGGGUUAUGAAUAAAGUUCUGAAAAUUACAUAUCUAAAUUAAAUCUCGGUCUGAAUAUCUCAAGAAUGUUCAACGAAAUAUGAAUCAACACAUUUGUAAUAUUUUUUAACCAUCAUGGGCCGUUUAAGGCGUCCUUUUACGAAACUGCUCUUCUCUUAACGGUCUCUGGCAUAGGCAGUUUCACACAAAGACCCUUCAAACGGCCCAUGAAGGCGAAAAAUACCAAAAAUGAGAUAAUUAACAUCUCACUUAACUUUAUUGAGAUAUUCAAAUCGAGAUGUAAUUUAAACAUGCAAUUUUCAGAGCUUUAUUCAUAAACCACAGAUUUUGUUCGUCUCACGUCAACAAUCAUCAACCACGAAAACAGUGUGUUCAGCCUGUGGUUCCCUGAAGGUAUCUCUCCCAAGCCCCAGAAAACAGCUAGCACAAUGAACCGGCCAAAGCUUGAUCGAAAUCUCGAUAGAACCGAAACCUUUCCAUGUGGAGUCCAACUGGCUACGCUUACUUUCAUUAUGGAGUAAUUGGAAGAUAUUCUUCCACUUUUCAAUUUUCUCUCCAUAGUCGCUGAGAUAGCUCAAGAUGGAAUCGCCAGAUUAGCAAUAGGACUAAAAGACGAUACCAAUCUUCAGGAAGGUAACGUAUUACCUUCGUAAAUGUACAAGAAGUCCAGGGAAAUUAAGAGGACAUGCUAUAUGUUGUUAACCCUUUACACUAUAUCAUCAGUAUUUGUAUUUUCCAUACUCUUACUUAUAAAAUUCUUUGCUGCUCACAAGGAGCAGCUUCUCAGGUUGACGAUCAUUUCCAUAAUUCCCUUGAUCGUAAUGAAUGAUUCAGAGCAGUAUUGCUGUAAGGAGAAAUUGGAUGCUGGUCACUCUGAGGGUUUAAAAGGUUGUCACUAAUCUUUUUAUUUGUCAUUAGCUGAAGCUUCAAUCACGAGAAGAGUUUUUCCUUCAGUGUGGAUUCUACCUGGUAAACCAUUUCACGUGACUCACAGACGAGGCAGAGAAUUACAAAAGGUAUACGAUUUUUUCGUCGACUUAAGACAGAACGUUUCAAGCUCCACAGUCAUUGGCUUGUACAUUAAAGGUCCUCCCAGUUGUGGAAAGACACAACUAGCAAGACAGGUUGGAGAAGAGUUUAUGCAAAACAAUGUACCUGGGAGAUGUUUCGAAAAUCUGCUUCGUGUCGUCGCUACGUUGUAAGCGAAUAGCCCUGAGUCAAUGUUACAAUCAUUCAAAGAAUUACACGAGAAGUUAGAAAUCUCUAACGAACGCGAAUAUCAAGGAGGUGUCCGCGAGCAGAUCAAGAGUUACGUGGAAGGUUUUAAGAACUACCUUCGUAGAACAAAAUCUGUCUGGCUUUUGAUCGUUGAUAACCUAACAGUCAGUGAUCAAAUGAGAGAAUUCUGGCCAUCUCCGGGACAGGAAAGCUCAUGGGGGGAGGGAACAGUCUUGGUUACGACCCAGGAUUCUGAACUCGCCCCCAGAUCCCACGCACAUGCCAGGGUAAUCUCGCUGGAUUCAGGGAUGGAAGAGGAAGACGCUAUGGAAUUGUUACGAGUGAUAUCUAAAAUGGAUGUGGAUGAAGAUGCUAAAAAAGUCGCUAGCGAUCUUGGCUAUUUUCCACUGUCUCUAGCUUGUGCAGCAGUUUAUGUCAGGCAAAUGAGUAUGGAUCGCCCGGUUUCAAAGUUUUCUUGGAAAAACUAUCUGUCGAACCUCCAAGAGUACUUCGCAUAUCUUGAUCAUUCUGAUUUCACGCAUCACAAUCCAUGUUAUCCGCAGUCAAAGAUACCAGCUGUAGAGUUCGCAGCCAUACGGAUGGCCGAGAACAGCGAAGUUCUCCGGGCUGCCUUCGUGUCCUUUCGUACUGCUCCUUACGACCCGUUCCGUUGGACACUGUGUCUGAUUACGUCUUGCGCGAGGCUAAAGCCAGUGGUAACGUCAACAUCAGAGUGCCUGACGACGUCAAGCUAA